AUGCCUCUGCUGCCGCCGCCCAGGGAGCAGCAGCAUGCUCGCACCGAACCUUCCACUCCCCUACGAACAAGACCUCCAACAAACACAUCUUUGCUGGUACCGCUGAGUGCCCGCUCACGACUUAGUUUUGUUACGCUUCCGCCUGAUGAUCUUACGCUGGUGUUGGGACGGCCUCCAACUUGGAAAACUCCAGAUGCUCCACAUUCACAAAGGCCAGACACUAGCCGCCGGCAGUCCGGUUUGUCCCAGCAUUCCCUGAUACACCUGUCCAGACGCAGUUCAGGACCUAAUUCACGUCAUGAGUCGGUUCUAUCGACCCCACGCUCUCGUCGUUUGAGUGAUCAUCUCACGGUGAGACGUAAGAGACGUUCCUCUACGGGUGCUACAUAUGUCUCCGGCUACCACGGCUCCAUCACCAAAGACUUUCUUCGAAACUUCUCCAGAGCAUUGCUACAUGACCAGCACCAUGCGCCGCCUGAGUAUGAAAGUGAGAAGGUUUUCCAGGCGCUAGAUCAUGAACACCGGCUACAUUCCUUGAGUCCUCAGGACCACACGCGGUAUAGUGAAUUCGACUACUCCUUGCCGUUGCCUUCUGACGAUGCAAUGAAAUCGCCUCCACUGACGGUCGAACAAGUGAGCCCGUCGCCUGUUGGCACGCCUAAAGCUGCAGUUCCUAAGCCAGAAAAGAAGCCGGCCUUCAAGUCUUACCUUGAGCGUAUUCUAGAAAGCAGGAAACGAUCAUCAAUGUUUGAAAAUGAAUCUCCCGAAGACGUUGAGAAUGACCUUCAAGGUGUCAACGAUAUUAUCUCCACAUCAAAGUUUGUCAUUGAGAAUACUAUCCAAGGACUACCGGAGUUCACAGAUAACCAACAAUCUCCCAACGAGCUCAAUAUCAAAUUAGCUGAACCGCUUGCUGUGAAUGAAAAUGCAAUUCACACCGAUGACGAGGAAUCUAGUGAGGGUGACUACAAAGCCCCUGAAUUGACUAGACCCAGAAGGGCCCAUCGGCCAUCUUUAGACUUACAGAAAACCCCAGAGUAUGAAACCUACGAAUACGAUGAUGCCAACAGGUUCGACGCUUCCCAGCUAGACUCAAUGCUGAUAAUUCCCGAGAAGCAUGAAUCGCCGCAACCCAUGAAUUUCCAAGAUGAUUUCGAUGAUAUUCCCCAGCAUCCAUCUUCAGAUCAAGGAAUCAUUCUGGGUCAUUUCACUAUAGACAACGACGAUCUAGAAGAUAACCCUGCCCUUCAGCUACAGCCUGGUCUUUCAUUGAGUGAUGACGACCAACCAAGAGAAGCUAAGGGAACGUCAAAGCAGUCCAGUAACCGUCGUAUCACUGUUGCGAGCGGCACGAAACGGACUCGUUCGGCGAAUGCAUUACCAAUCCCCAAAUACCUCUUGAAGGGGAUGGUGGUUUUGAAAAGCUCAAACGAUUUCCUCCAACAAACCAUGUCAACUUUGAAAGCCUAUGCUGAGCAUAGGGGCUCUGAGCGUAUUGCCAUUCAAGAUGCUGUAUUAUACCUAAAUCGUGUGAAGAUGCCAUCAUUUUCCACGUCCGAGAUGAAGAGAGUGGCUAAACUCGCUCAUGACCUAUUUCCAUUGGAGACACUUGUUUCUUUAGAUAACAGUUUGCAGCAAUCGACGAUAAAGAAACUCAAGCAGAUGGAGCUCUUGAAGAAUGGCGAGGACAAGACCGAAGACCUAGCACAAGAUACUGCUUCAUUCAGCGAGAUUCAAAAGCUGGAAACUAAUUCUGAGACUGAGGUGUCUCUUGAUGACAAUGAUGACGAUUAUUAA
Candidozyma haemuli is the source of this 1797-nucleotide messenger RNA. RefSeq lists its product as uncharacterized. The coding region runs from base 1 to 1797 and encodes 598 amino acids. The record is from RefSeq and is a predicted model, not a curated record. The transcript has 2 exons. NCBI's taxonomy places the organism in Eukaryota, Fungi, Ascomycota, Pichiomycetes, Serinales, Metschnikowiaceae. Gene Ontology annotation, molecular function: protein heterodimerization activity.